AUGAUAGUUCCAACAAGUCGCAUCGUUACCAUAUCAAAUAUAACUCCAUCACUCUUUGACCAACUUCAUCAUGAACAUGGUGAAACACUCUCAUGUCCAUGUUCAACUAUUACCAUACCUUAUAAUAUCUUCGUUACCAAUAAUGUCUCAUUUCAUCCUGUAUGUUCGAGCGUUUUUGUUAGUAGAGAAUGGAUUGAAGGAUUUUAUCUACCAAUAGCCAAUGCAUACUUAGUAGAUGAUUUUCGAACAACGGCAUUUUCUCAGUUCGAGUUGUUAGCUGCUCUUUGUUCAAUCUCGGAAGAUGCAGUUUCACAAGCACUGUUAGAUAUUCAAAAUAAUCAGCUUGUUACAGCUGAACUUCUCGAAGAAGAAGAUAUUAAAUCGCAAGUAGAAGCCAUGGUUGACCUUAUUAAAACAACUGCACAUGUUCAAGUUACUUCAUUUUUACAAUUCGUCCAAGUGAUGUAUCGUUCCAAUGCUCUUGUGUCUGCUUUUGGAACGAAUGCAGUUGUUCAAAUAGGCACUUAUAAAGCAUAUAUCACUUCUACGUAUCAAAUUAACCCAAACGAUACUGAUCAUGUCGGAUCAAACGAUUUAAGUUGCACUGAAACGAGCGCGGUGGUUCCAGCUGUUUUCUAUACUCAACCAUUAGAUACUAGCGUAUUUGAUCAUUCAAAUUGGCCUAUUUACAUUGAUCCUACUGGUUAUUCACUUAUUUCUGCAAGCGUCGACGGAUUCUUCGGAGGAUGUUUUCCUCUGGGUUCUGUUCUUGCAAGUACACUUGAUUGUUCUAUUCUUUGUCUUGUUCUUUUUAAUUCACUCAAAAGUCAAACAAUUGCAAUCAUUGAAAAAAAUCCAUCGUUAACUAAAUACAAUCAGUUACAAAUCUUAUAUCCAGAUACACUUACAUGUCCUUGUGCAAAUACUACAAUGCCUUAUGAGACAUUUGUUUCAUCGUCUCCCAUUUUUCAUCAAGUAUGCUCAAGUGAUUUAAUUAGCGAAUCAUGGAUUUCACUACUAUCGAAUAGCCCUCCGAAUGAUGUGCUGAGUGGUGCAUGGAUUAGUAAAGCUGCUCAGUACUUUGGAUUACUAUCUAGUAUUUGUCAACUAGCUAAUUCGACAGCUACUAACAAUACUGAUGCUUUUCUCGCACGCACUUUUGUUACUUCGUAUGUGCUUAUUGAAACAGACUUUAAUAUUCAAGUAAACACAACUGUCAAGCAAUUGACCGAAUCAAUUGUGAUCAGUUUUAAUCUUUUCAAUAUUAUGACACGUCUUUUCAUUCAAGCUGAUCAGCCAAUAAUAGUAUCACCGAAUUCCCAAGUCGUACUAUAUAUAAAUACUACCGCCGAUACUAAUAACUCAGAAGCAUUACAUUUUAAAUUUCGUUUCAAUACUAUUUUAAAGGACCUUUCGGAUCCGAACGGCCCAAUAUGUCAAUGUGUUGUUAAUACCAAUUGUCAAGGACCAAUCCAUUUCGGAGCCACGAAUACAGCAGCUGGUAUUUUAAAACUACCUGGUGCUCAUCCAGGAAUUGCCACUAGUACUUAUGUGGCACCUGGAUUGGUUGAUGCAUGUUAUACUAUUGAUUUCCUUCUUCUAUCAACACUUCAAUGUUUUUAUACAGAUUCCGAUUGUAUGAGCCAACUUUUCUAUCAUAUAAAUACAACAUAUGUGUCGCCUACACCUGAUCCAAAUUCGUAUGCACAUCCAUUAAUAUAUAACCAAACAUCAACUCGUUUUCCUCCAAAUACUUCAGUUUCAUCGAUAGUUGAAGAAAUGAUGAUUGAACAAUGGAAUACAUCAUUGUCAUUUUCUGAUUAUUAUAGAGCAUGUGCACCAACUUAUUGCACUUACACUCAAAUAAAACAUGCAGAAACUUUCGGCGAUCUAUUAGUGACAUUGAUAUCUACGGUUGGCGGUCUUGUUAUGGCAUUACGACUAAUUACAUUCCAAUUCGUUAAGAUUAUAUUUGGUUUAUUUCAAAAAAAACCGAAGAAACAACAACAAGUUCGUCGAAAAUUACUUGAUCGAUUCAAAGAAUUAUCAUCUAAACUAAUAACAUUUUUAUAUACAAAAAUGUUGAAUUUAAAUAUGUUUCCUGCACGAAUAUUCGGAAGUAAGAUCGACCGAAUAACGGUAAAACAUCUUGGUCAAUGGUCAACUCGUCUUUAUCUUAUUCUUCUAAGCAUCAUUUUUGUCAUUUUAACUCUUUAUACAGCUAUUCAACCACAAACAUUGACCAAAUCCUUUUCAACACCAUCAUUAAAUUUCUAUAAGAAACUAAUAAAAGAUCAUAGUGAUGAACUUGAAUGUCCAUGUUCAUUGAUAUCAUCUCCAUAUGAUGAAUAUGUUCAAAUUCAACCGAUAUUUCAUCAGAUUUGUUCAAGUGAUUUGAUUUCAAAUGAAUGGAGAUUAAAUAUUACAGCAAAUAUAAUUUCUAAUUUAUCUGCUUAUAAUCAAAGAGAUUAUCGUUUAUUUCUCUCUAGUCAUUUACAGUUUUUAAAUGGAUUAUGUCAACUCUCCAUGCAAACAGUAGAUCAAUCUAUUCAACAAUCUUUAUCUUCACUAAUGAUUACUAAACAAUUAUUAUCAGAAGAGAAUUUUAAUUUACAAAUUAAUUCAAUGAUUAAUGAAGCAAAAUCCAAUGCUCCUUCAACAUUCAUUCGUCUACUUUCGUUACUUCGAGCUACAAAUCAUGGAAAUGCAAUUGUCUCAUCGUAUGGAACUAAUUAUCAAUAUAUAUCUCCUAUUUAUACUAUACAUCAGACCACUUUAUAUACUCAAGCGAUAAUCUAUGAUGAUAACUGCUCAUGUCAGUUAAAUUCUACUUGUAUUAUUCAUGCUUCGUUUAUCGAGAUGGAAUCGGCACAAUCUUUAACAAUUAAAGGUUUGAAAAUGGGUUGUACACCGAGUGAAUCAUUACUUGCAUCAACUCUUGAAUGCUUCUAUGAUCAAUCAUGUAUUAAUCUUAUUCAAACAAUGGCAGGAUACAGUGAAAAUAUUACUCCAAUUCCUCUCAACAUAACUAAUAGUCGAUUUCUAAUGAAUAUGACUGUGAUGAAUCUUAUCAACGAUCUAUUUGUUGAAAAAUGGUCAGCAAUCAUGAAUUAUUCAUCAUAUUUUGAUAAAUGUUCACCAAUGAUCUGUUCAUAUACAUAUAUUCAACGACUGGAUUCUUUUUAUACACUGACUUAUUUACUUGGUUUAUAUGGUGGUUUAACUAUCGUUCUCAAAUGGAUCUCUCCGAAAAUUGUUUACCUUGUAGACAAAAUUUACCAACGUCGAAAGAAAACAACCAGUUCAAUCAAACCAAUAUCUACUAUUGAGGGCAACGUCGAAAUAAUGAACGCAAACAAUAUCAACAAUACCAUUGCUUUGUCACAAUCGGUAGAAACAGUGCCAGCACAUUCGAAAAGUUUAUUUUCGGUAUCAUCACAUUACUGGAUCUUUGGUUUAAUAGUGUUUAUACUUGUGGCAAUAGGCAUUCUUAUUCCAUUUAUUUAUGUUCUUCAAGAAAGAAAGAAUCAUUCUACAUCAACAGGUACGAUAUCCUCAAUGAUUUUCAUCAUCGAGUAA
Messenger RNA from Adineta steineri, 3579 nucleotides. The record is from the annotation of a GenBank genome assembly. NCBI's taxonomy places the organism in Eukaryota, Metazoa, Rotifera, Eurotatoria, Adinetida, Adinetidae.